Artibeus jamaicensis (Jamaican fruit-eating bat) is the source of this 4317-nucleotide messenger RNA. RefSeq names its product purinergic receptor P2X 7 (gene P2RX7). Gene Ontology annotation, molecular function: ATP binding; extracellularly ATP-gated monoatomic cation channel activity; purinergic nucleotide receptor activity. Gene Ontology annotation, cellular component: plasma membrane; nuclear inner membrane. Bases 98 to 1885 code for a protein of 595 amino acids. The record is from RefSeq and is a predicted model, not a curated record. Lineage: Eukaryota; Metazoa; Chordata; Mammalia; Chiroptera; Phyllostomidae. Gene Ontology annotation, biological process: response to ATP; monoatomic cation transmembrane transport. The transcript is spliced from 13 exons.
UUGCUCAGUGAGCCCCAGACAGAUAAGAGAGAGCCCGGCGUGGCCGAGGGACACUUCUUUCUGCAGCGCUCUGAGGCAUGGUGCAGUGCCUCUCACCAUGCCAGCACGGUGCCAAUUCCCCGACAUGUGCCACUCUCUGGAAAUCAGGAAAGUCAUUCAAAUUCAGAACCUGUGGUUCGGGACUCUGAAGCAGCUCCUUUUAAUGGGUACCCUCUGCUACAUCUGCUUUGCUCUGGUGACUGACAAGCUGUACCAGAAGAAGGAGUCUGUUAUCAGCUCCGUGCACACCAAGGUGAAAGGGCUGGCAGAGGUGAAAGAGGAGACCAUAGAGAAUGGAGAGAAGAAGGCAGUGCCCACUGUCUUCGACACGGCGGAUUACACCUUCCCCUUGCAGGGGAACUCCUUCUUUGUGAUGACAAACUUUCUCAAGACAAAAGGCCAGCAGCGUGGGCUGUGUGCGGAGUAUCCCACCCACAGGACACUCUGUCACUCUGACAAGAAUUGUAAACAGGGAUGGAUGGACCCACAGAGCAAAGGAAUCCAGACUGGAAAGUGUGUAGUGUAUGAAGGGAACCAGAAGACCUGUGAAGUCUAUGCCUGGUGUCCCACCGAGGCAACGGCAAAGGUCCCCCGGCCUGCGCUCCUGAACAGUGCCGAGAACUUCACGGUGUUCAUCAAGAAUAACAUUGACUUCCCUGGCCAUAAUUACACCAUGAGAAACAUCCUACCAGACUUCAACAAGACCUGCACCUUUCACAAGACGAAGGAUCCACUGUGCCCCAUUUUCCGACUGGGAGAUAUCUUCCAAGAAACGGGAGAUAACUUCUCAGAAGUGGCAAUUCAGGGAGGAAUCAUGGGCAUCGAGAUCUACUGGGACUGCAACCUGGACAGCUGGUCCUAUCACUGCCGCCCACAGUACAGGUUCCGUCGCCUUGACGACAAGAUAACCAAUGAGUCCCUGUACCCUGGCUACAACUUCAGACACGCCAAGUACUAUAUGGAAAAUGGUGUUGAAAAACGGACUCUGGUAAAAGUCUUUGGGAUCCGUUUUGACAUCCUGGUUUUCGGCACCGGAGGAAAAUUUCACAUUAUCUCGCUGAUUGUGUACAUCGGUUCGACCCUCUCGUACUUCGGUUUGGCCACUGUGUUCAUCGACUUUCUCAUCAACACGUACUCGAGCGCAUGCUGUCGAUCCUGCGUCUAUCGCCAUUGCAAGUGCUGUGAGGGCUGCGUGAUCAAUGAGUAUUACAACAGGAAGAAGUGCGAGGUCAUCGUGGUGCCAAACCAGACGUUAAAAUAUGUGUCCUUUGUGGACGAAGCCCACAUCAGAAUGGUGGAUGAACAGCUAUGUGGGAGAAGUCUGCAAGAUGUCAAAGGCAAAAAAGUCCCAAGGCCCUCGAUGGAUUUCAGAGAGCUGUCCAGGCUGCGCCUGUCUCUCCCAGACGCACGCCCCAAUCCUGAACAACCAGAACAGAUGCAGCUGCUUACGGAAGUGAAGACUCCAAGAUCCAGCAGCCCGGCCUGGUGCAGAUGCGGAAACUGCCUCCCUUCCCAGCUCCCCAAGGACCGCCAGUGCCUGGAGGAGCUGUGCUGCCGGAAGGAGCCGGGCACCUGCAUCACGGCCUCAGAGCUGUUCAGGGAGCUGGUCCUGUCCAGACGUGCCCUGCAGUUCUUCCUGCUCUACCAGGAGCCCUUGCUCACGCUGGACACGGACGCUGCCGACAGCCUGCUGCGGCACGGCGCCUACAGGUGCUACGCCACCUGGCGCUUUGGCUCCCCGGACCUGGCGGACUUUGCCAUCCUGCCCAGCUGUUGCCGCUGGAGGAUCCGGAACAAGUUUCCCAAGAGCGAAGGCCAGUACAGUGGCUUCAAGAGUCCUUACUGAUGGAACAGGGCUGCGCAGCGGCAACAACACUGCCUUCGCUUGUACCUUGAGCUUCAACUGCAAAGAUCUGUGGCUAGAUUUUCAGACAAAGGGAAAUGUGCUUUGCUCCACUACAGUUCUCUGUCAGAGAGCAGAGAGACUUGGGAAGACAAACAGACAGGCCAGAAUCCCUCAGCAUGGACUACCAGUCAGGAGGUUCAGACGGAUGCCUCAAUUCUGUCCCUAGGAAGUUGUGUGAUCCUCGGCCUUUAAUCGCUGUCCCUCAGCUGCCUCAUGAUCCAACCUACUCUCUCUCACUGAGAUAUCGGGAGGAAAAAUUCUUGUUCAUGCAUAAAGAGCUCCAGUACAAAGCAGCUCAUUAUGAGGUCGGACUAGGAUCAUGUCCAACUAUGAACAAACCCGUUGGGUCCUGGGUCCUGUUGGACAGAGUGGAGGAUUUAAAGUGGCAACAAACUCUAUGGCACUUGACCCUGAGGGUUACGUCUCCUCCCCUUGUGUCUGGGUGGCUCUGGUCGCUUAUCCCAGAGUGGAAGUGAUGCUGUGUCAGCUUCAAGGUCUUGGUUUUAAGGGGCUGGCGACUUCCACUCCCUGCCCCUUGGCUCUCGUGCUGUGAAGGAAGCCGGCCUCCGGGCAAAAGUCUGACUACUCUGAGUCUGUGAGGAAGCCCGAGCAGCCAUGUGGAGAGGACAGAUCCCGACUAGUUCCAGCUUUCAAAUCAUACAAGCCCAGUCACUAGACCAGAUGUUCCCAGAGCCUGCUAACACACGUCUGCAGCUGCCUGAGACACCCAAGGGAGAGCUGACCGUUGAACCCACAGAACAAAACUGUUUUCUUAAGACAUUAAGUUUUGGCUUCUUUGUUACAUAGCGACAAGAGAACUGGGACAAGAGAGCAAGCCUGACUCAUGGGGACAUACAUUUGGCCUAUACCUUCUGUGGUUGUACAGGUCUUAGGAAGCCUGGACCACCCCAGAGCCCCUCUGGGGCCGGGGUUCCUAUGUAGCAGCUAUAGGAGCUACGGACCAAAGCAGGUAACUCACCAGCACAGCCCUGGAAUCCACCACCUCUAACCCAAUACAUUCCAACUGCAUUACAUUUCUACGACUAGAAGUAACUUAAAAACUGGAAAAGGCCAGUAGUGCUUUUAACAUCUAGCACUGUUCAGCCAGUUAAAGGGGAUGCGGUCUGAAUGCUACUUAAAAUGCAACCCACACCCAAACCCUUAAACCAUUUCUGCAGGUCAGCCUCUAGGAACGUGAAAAUGGAUCGCUGCAGGUUCUAGGAUCCUCCCGAGGGACUUCUGUGUCUGGGUUUUAGCACUAGAGUUGACUAUUUCUCAACAACUACUUUCAAGAAUAGAGACCACUAUUCAACACUGUGACUGACAAAGGACCUGUGAGGGUUUUUUUUAUACAUACUCUUAAGAUUUACCAUUUUGAUACUUACUGAAAACCAGCAGCUCUCUACUAUAUUAAAAUAAGAUGAACAAAAGUCUUCUCUUUGUGAUCCAGGAUUUUAUCUGCCUUUCAACUCAGGAAUCAAGUUAAUUAGGCCAGAGCCCUGGCUGGCAUAGCUCAGUGGAUUGAGCGCGGGCCUGUGAACCAAACGGCUGCCGGUUCGAGUCCUAGUCAGGGCCCAUGCCUGGGUUGCAGGCCGGGUUCCCAGUAGGGGGCCUGUGAGAGGCAACCACACACUGAUGUUUCUCUCCCUCUCUUUCUCUCUCCCUUUCCCUCUCUAAAAUUAAAUAAAUAAAAAUCUUUUUUAAAAAAAAGGUUAGUUAGGCCAGACUGAACUUUCAUGUUUACUACCUUCCCAAGAUAUUUUUUAAAAGUGGAUUAUAUGUGACUUCAGGACUGAAAUUCCUACUCCCUGAAUUCUAACAACAGCGACAGACUUCCAUUCUGAUAACCUCUGAGUCUUCAGCCCUUUAUUCUUUGGUGCCUCCUUCCUGGUGAGUUUCAGUGUCCUUGUGGAAGCCCCAGAGAGAGCCGGGAUUUGAAAUGACAGAUAAUCACUGGCUCCCCCUCCCCUCGGGUGCUCUGAGUGGGUGAUGUGUGACGUCAACAGUGCGUACUUUGCCUGCCACUUCCCAUGACGAUAUGUACCACACCCACACUCUUCUCGUCAGUCGGCCGCCUGAAAUAACGUCAUCGCCGAAGACAUGCCCAGAACCACAUUUUGCAGGCUCUGGCUUCUUGCGCUCAAGUCCGUUCUUCUGUUGCAGUAAAGUGCACAGCACUCACAACCUCGACACUGUGCCCGAGGUCUGCUUUCUUGUCAUGCUGACUGAUUUCAUGUAGAAUUGAUUAGCAGUGCACUUGCAUUUUUCUCCUUAGAGGGAACCGUUUUCUAAGCACUUCCUAAUUUGGGUUUGGCUAUGUAGAUGUCUUCAACCUGAAUGUUUUGAUAAUAAAAAAUAAGGCAUAUACUUCA